Messenger RNA from Strongylus vulgaris, 273 nucleotides. The record is from the annotation of a GenBank genome assembly. Lineage: Eukaryota; Metazoa; Nematoda; Chromadorea; Rhabditida; Strongylidae.
AUGUGUGGCGCAUCAUUUGCCGGUGGCACGUUCUUCGAUGACGGUGGUCAGCCGUUAUGUGAGACCCACUACCAUGAACGUCGCGGCUCAUUGUGUCACGAAUGUCGUCAACCGAUAUCGGGUCGAUGUGUGACGGCAAUCGGACGCAAAUUUCAUCCAGAACAUUUUCGAUGCUCAUACUGUAACAGACAACUCACAAAAGGCACAUUCAAGGAAGUGGAUCGACGUCCUUUCUGUCAUAAAUGCUAUGAUAAUACUUAUGCUUUGACAUAA